Molecule: messenger RNA, 3943 nt
Organism: Styela clava
Lineage: Eukaryota; Metazoa; Chordata; Ascidiacea; Stolidobranchia; Styelidae
Product: dermatan-sulfate epimerase-like protein
Molecular function (GO): chondroitin-glucuronate 5-epimerase activity
Source: RefSeq, a predicted model, not a curated record
AUAUAAAAAUGUAGAUCCGGAAUAGAUUAAUUAGUCAAUUUGUUCGGAGGUCGUUGGGUAUUCAUUACAGGUGCCAUGGGAAUCAGUAUUAUGGUUGGACUGGUGCUGAUCGCAGGUAGUUAUGCAUUGUUUGGAUAUGGACGACGUAUUGAUUUCUCUGACGGUUUUCACCCGAUGCUUUACUUCAGUUCGUCGCAAAUUCACGAGAUUAGUGGAAGAGCGACCACAACACACGAAAAAAUAGCAAGGGAUAUUCGAGAAGCAGGAAUAGCUUUUACUACAAAACCAGACCGAUAUUUACCGCCUAAGAAUCACUCUGUGUUUGCAUCCCGUUGGAACGAAGUGUAUGGAAAUAAUUUAUGUGGAUUUGCCAUGUAUGUCUUUUUGUAUCCCACCGAUAAAGCUGCGUUCAGGUAUAUUACAACUUAUAUGGAUAGGAUGGCGAGUUAUCCGGAUUGGUACGUAGCAGAAAGCUACCUUAUGGAUCAGGUGCCGGUCGGUCAUUCACUCAUUGGUUUUUCAACUGCAUUCGAUCUCCUUUAUAAUAGGUUUGAUUUGGCGAAACGGCAGCUUUAUUAUAAAAAAAUCAACAGUACAAGUCACCAUCUUUACGAAAUGACGCUAAAAUCUAAAUUUGGUUGGACCAAGCAGUACACCCAUAACCAUGCCGCUAGCAACAUAGUUGCUCUCUUAAUUGGAUCAUUAUUGGUUUCAGUCCACGAGCCUGAUGUUGCUGAGCCUUGGAUUGCCGAAUCGAAAAAGCAUUUAGACGCGGCAAUGCUCAUGCUAUCGCAUGUCACCGAUGGAUCUCUUGAUGAGGGAGUAUCAUAUGGCAGCUAUACUUCGCGCGGACUGACACAGUAUGUGUAUCUUGCAAAGAAACAUCUCAAAACCGAUCACACAAGUAAUCCUUGGCUCAAACAACAUUUUUGGUUUUAUUACAAAACUAUCUUACCAGGAUUUCAGAGAUCGGUUGGAAUUGCGGAUGCAAAUCACAAUUGGUUUUUUGGUCCAGGAAGUCAACUUACUUUCUUAGACAAUUACGUCAUGAAAAACGGGUACGGCAACUGGUUAGCGGCCAAAAUCAGACGUGCGAGACCAAAAAAUAAGCCACUCGCACCUUCUAAUGCACAAAUUUGGAGCAUGAUGCACACUGAAUACAUAUUUUACAAUGCAUCUGUGAGACCGCGACAGCCAGCUGAAUGUAACGUUAAAAAUAUUCAUUUUUAUUCAGACUGGGGUGUCGUCACGUACGGUGGGGGCGAAGAUAUGAAGAAAGGAAAUACAUUUUUAUCCUUCAAAUCGGGAGUUCCGAACGGAGAGUCGGCAGUUGACAUCAUGUUUAAUAACCGUUAUCCCGAUCAAAUAAACGCAGCGCGAUGGAAAAACUUUAAUCCGGGCCAUGAACACCCCGAUCAAAAUUCAUUUGUUUUUGCACCGAACGGGAGAUAUUUUAUUACAGAAUCUUUGUAUGGACCAAAAUAUUCAUAUUUAGACAAUGUUGUGGUUUUUUCUCCUUCCAACACUUCCCAGUGCAAUCAACCAUGGGAAGGCCAAAUAGGCGAGUGCAAUAAAUGGCUCAAAUAUCAAAUUUUAGAAGAAGGCAUGAGAGGUGAUAUUCUAACGGCUGUUACAUCAAAUGGAAUAGUUUUCAUUGCAGGAGAAGCUGCGAAUAUUUAUUCAAAAUCUCUCCAGUUGAGCAGUGUAUAUCGUGGAAUUCUGUUACUAAAUCCAGAAGUUCUAAUUGUGGUUGAUAGUAUAAAGCUCGACCCAGGAAGCGGUACGAAAAGAGCAAGUUCUCUAUUUCACAAUAUGCUGCACAAAUUUAAAGAAUAUCAUCAUCUUGGAUACGAAGGAGCUCAAGUUCAUUAUCCGGAAGGUUCUUACUCCAUGUUUUCCGUAAAAAUGAAUGAUAGAAACAUCAAUACCACAUUACACAGCGGUGUUCGGCCGAUAGGUCUGCGGGAAGGUCCUACGAACUUUAUCAAUGUUACCUACUCAUUGUCCGAAGGCACUACAAAUGUUGUUCAUAUUUUUACUGGUCCCAACUAUAACAUUAAAUCAGCCUCUAUUUUGCCCAAGAGUGGACCAUUAGGGGUUAUGCUCAGUGUUAGUAUUAACAAUAUUGAGCACGUGAUCAACAUUUCAACUGCUGUAAAACCGAAAACAAAGAAGGCAUCUCCAAUCAAAGACAGAAAAAGCAUUACUGGAUUUGGGGGAUAUGCUUUUGUCAAAAUAGGAUCGAAUGAACAACACUUAGGCCUCGAUAGCCGAAUGAUACAUGAUAAUUCAGAGGCAGAAAACGACAUUCAGCCUCUUCAUCACUACGUUACAUCUCAGAUGACUACAUCACAAUUACCAGAUGUUUCGAAAUUUACGCUGUCAACGUCAAAAACUUGCUCAAGUUUUCCUAAAUCUGCAAAUUCGAAAUCAAUUAAUUCGUUGCAUUACUGGCCCUUAUUUUCUGUUGAGGCUAAAACUAUAGUAUUGCCACUUACUGCCGCGUUAUUUGUAUUGUUUGUCCUAUUUCUUGCAUAUAAAAAGAAUCUCAUCAGGCGGAGUGUUAGGAAAACUAGUCGACAAUCGAAAUUCGGUGUGUUUUCUCUUGUUCUAUUGACCAUUAUCAAUUUGUUAUGCAUUGAUAAAAACGGCACCAAUACAUGUUUCGAUAGAUGGCAAGCGAGGAAUUUGAAAAGGGAAAGUGUAAACUCGACUGCAGGAGAGAUGAGAAUACCUUCAUCACCUUUUGUGUUCGUUACUGCAUUACCUGGAUCAGGCAGCGAGUUGAUGGAAUAUUUAUUUGAAGACGAAAACGAAUUCCUUUUUAUAAAUUCUCCUGACAACAUAACAAUUCCUGUAAAGGUUCACGACACAAGCAAGAUAAAUUUGUGCUUGUGGAAUUCUUUGCAAAAUCAGUUCAAUCUUAUCACCAUGGGGUGGUUUACAUCGCUAAUAACGAAGCCAUUACUUCAUUUCAAUCAAAACUUAGAGUCAAAAUAUAUUCUUGAAAUCAGGCGGAAGCUACGUCAGAAUUUCAACCCUACAGUUGUACUGAACGAUAAUUCUGGAUUUUGGAUAACAAAAUUACCUUGGAUUCGCCAGGUUGUUGGAAAAGGCAAUUUUCAGCCAAUUCUAGUAGUUCGUGAUCCAAGAUCGUGGGUUCGCAUAAUUCUUUACGAUCGCAACACAAAUAGGCGAAGAAGACUUCUUAAUUCUUUUGCUAAAUCUUAUCGAAGCAUCGGAAAAUCGUGUGAUGUUGAUGGCCUGGAUUAUCCUGAGUUUUAUUGGCAUUUCAAGCAAUUUGAGGCUUUAAGGAAAACAGAACUAAGCACUGUGGAACAACUUGCUGUUAUUUGGACGAUAAGCAUCGCAAACGCUUUGACGAACGAAGUUUCAGAAGGGCAAUGGCCUUUGCACAUUGUGCGUUUUGAAGAUGUUGUAAGUAAUACAGAAAGGACAGCAACAAACAUAUUUGAAAAGUUAGGACUUCCACUGAAGCUUCGAUUUUUAAAUAAACUUACUCGAGUAGCAAGAAGUCAAUAUUUUACCGUUCCAUUUGAUGGGAUCAUUAAACCCUCCACCACCCAUAUAUGGAAAAUGGGAUUAAGUGAAUCGAAUAUAAGAAAAAUUGUUGAGAUAUGUUGUCCUUUAAUGACUAUUCUAAAAUACGAAUGUUGAAUAGUUGGGACGUCUGCUCUGGAUUGAUCAGCUUAUUUUACCAGUUGGUGCUAGUGGUUUCGAGCAUGGUACAUUUAUUUUUGGAAUUGAAAAUUAUAUAUAUUCCACGACGAAGUAGCGGAUUUGAGUGCUUUGACUUAUCACCUUAGUUCAAAAAAUAUGGAUUUUCCCCCCAAAAAAUGAAAAUUAUCUUCAAAUUAUUGCUAUUUUUACAUUAACGUUUUUUAUGUUCAUGUCCUGUCAAAUAUAUAAGAGGUAUAAGAAA